CUAAGGUUAAAACCACUCUAGUGGCGCAUGCCGCAAAACACUACCAAACUUCAAAUUUGUUGCAGCUUCGUGAAAACUUUCCAAAUGUGUUUUUUGAUGAAAUCCGUUCCUUUGCUUUGAUUUUCUGUUCUGGACAGCGACGGACAGAGUGAAUGUUUCAUCUGCGUCCCAUGGAUGUGGGCUCGUUCCUCGAGGGAGUGGAGGAAACCGACGAGGAAGAUGCAGUUUCUGUAGAGCCGGGGCUGUCGCUGUCGCAAGACCCGGCUGUGCAAGGAGCCAAGCAAUACCUGCAAGCCGGUAGCCGAACGUUGCGCGUUUCCGAACCGGCUUCAGGACAACAAGCCUCAAAGCGCGCCGCGGAGAAGCGGACUAGUGGGCUGCAAUCUGAAGAACGCUGUCAGGACGCUUCUGUGCCAUCAUCAAGCCGACCUACCGACUCCACCACGAAAAGCCGCUUUUCAGACGGCGUCAUGAAAGAAGCUCCUGCGAGCAUGCAGCGCUCGACCUCACCCGUGUUCGUCUCUCGCCCGCCUGCUUUUUCGCCUGUAGAGACAAGCGCCGCAGUAGAAGAGACAAGGGACAAUAAAAGCCCACAAGGGGCUUCGGUUAAUGUUCGUGCGCAGUCUCCAAAGCCCUUCCGAGUCGUGAGCACAACCCGCGCGUCCAAGCUGCUUAACCGCUCGCCAGACAAAUCGCUGACAACCGGGCAAAUUCAUGUGAUUGCGGCCGGUCUUCAGAGCAUCGGCGAGCGCGAGCACGGAUCGGAACAACAUCUUCCGGGGGAACAGGCAGCAUUCUCGCCCGGUGAGGUUUUUCCCGGCUCCGGCACGGAGGACGCUCUGUCCUCGCAAAGACACGGUGCUAGCAAGGAGGUGUCAGCACCGUCCCCCUCCUCGUCCUCCUCGUCAAAAACAGGAAUGUCUCGAUUACUCGCCAGUCGUACGCUGCUCCAGAAACUGGAGCCGGGCAGUCUUUCGGUUGCGCAGGAGAAGCUACGGCAGAUCAGUUCGCCCACCGGCUCCUGCAGUACUCCCGCGGGCGAUGUGAUGAUCUCGAGCAGUACUCACCUGUUAGACAAUAAACCAAGGACACCUCCUGCUGCUCUCGACGGGGAUGGUUUCGUUGUGAGCGAGACGCUUUUGUGGACCACAAGCAGAGGCAGCGACACCAAGGGCAGAAAGAACAACGAAGCAGAGCUGGAGCAGCUGCAGAGCACGCCUUUGGCUUCCGGGUCUGAGCGGGAGGAGGGAGCAGCAGCAGAUCGGGGCUUGGCCACUGCCUACGCAGAAGCUGAAGUGGAAGAAGUAGAACUAGAAGACCCGAGAAACUAUGCCUCGGAAGCGACUCUGGUAGCAGCCAUUGAUCGCGUGGCUCGCUUCAGCGGGAAGGCCAAGCGCGCAGCUCUCUUUUCUGCCGAAGAAGAACAGGCGUAUCGCGACACUGUGCUCCAAGCGAGUGGCGUGCCGGUUCGGAAGCAGAGAACUCGUAUGUCCACGUUGCUAAAGAAAAAGCCCUCGGAUGCUUCACCUGCUGGCGCUUUAUCCCACGGUUGUAGUACGGGGCAGACGACGAGUACGACUUUCAUCGCUAUUCCGAAGAUUGCGGGUUUGGAGGAGGAGCGAGUGCUGGCAGCCGGUCCGCUCAGCGUCGUCGGUAGAACAAACAGGGGCGCGCUGCAGGCGGAGGGCAAUUAUACCGGCUCACCUGCACGCUUGGAGAGCAGCCGAAUUCCCAUCGAGAAGUGGAGUAGCCGCUCGCCGCACAGCAAAGUGUCACUCUCCCGCCAGAUUCGCGCGCGCGCUUUUCUUUUUUCGGAGGACGAUGACGACACUGUUUCCUCGCGGGGCAGCAAGGGGUCGAGUCAGGGUGGUUUAGCUGGGCCGCCCGCACCAGACCCGGGCAUGCGUUUCGUGAUUUCCCCACCGGACAGCGGGAGUGCAAGAAAUAGUCACUUUGAAUUCCCAUCCGCUAGAAGCGUGCAGCAAAUUGCUCCAGCUUUUUCCAACGGAAAAAACAAAAUCCAAGAAAGUUUUGAGCAGCUACCGUUCGGUUUUGCAGCGAGCCGACGAAGGCAAGACAACGCUUCGGCCUCGUCCGGGAGCGCGGAGACGGCCAGUGGAUACACGCGACGCAGCCUAAAGGACCGCAAGCCUCCGGCCUUCACGGCCGCGUUUUAUCCAAGUACUCCGGAGGCGGGCGUAGGAUUAGGAGACCAUGCUGCAGGGUCAAGUGAGAGUUCGCAGGCCGAAGCGUCCACGGAAACAACUUCUGCUGUGGUUCUCGAAGAUGGAGCAAGCGCGGGCCCCUUUCUAGUAGAAACUCUUCAUAAGGCGACGAGCAUGCGGGCGUCGCAUAAAAACAACGUAGUCGCCGUACCGGGUGGAAGCGAAAAGAAGCUGGACAUGCGCGAUUUCUGCCAACGACUACUGGAAGCACCGUCGCAGGCACUUUUUACUCAUGGCGAGAAAGGUACAGAUAAUCAUGUCGCUGAAGAUGUUCAUGUUGCAGCGGAGCGCAUAACCAGCAGAAAUCAGAGCAAAGACAGCCAGCGUGCGGAGCCGAUUUCGCCAAGUGCUAGUCAUCGCGCGAUUGCAAUUGCAAAAGCACUUGGACCACGCGUCACCAUUGUACAAGAAAAAAUAGCUGCCAAGACCGAGGUACGUACUUUGCUUUUUUGUACUAUCGCAAACAUAGUAGCUGAGUUCUGAACUACAUUUGUUGCUUCUUUUUGGCGACAUUUAUUAAUUGCAAACCGAUUCAAUCGACGUCGAGCAGCAAUAGAUGCAAAGCUGGACUUGAUGUGCAAUAGCGAUUGAACGUGAUGAACUCGUAGGAACCAUCAAAGCCGGGCGCUGGCGAGGAAGUUGAAAACGCACGACCCGAUGCGGCAGCCGCCGUGAUUCCGCAGCUCGGCGCAGGCACGCCGGAAAAUGCUGCGAUUCGAGAGUCGCGUUUUCUUAUCUCAGCGAAGCUGCGCAACAAGUGUGGAAAUGCCGUGGAGGCUAUGCGAGAAAUUGUGGCUGCGGGUGAUGAAACAUCAGCAGUGCGGGCGAACAAAGGCCUGCUGAAGCAGAAGAUCCUUGCCAGCUCUAGAUCUGAUGCGGCAAACGCAACGACGUCCCGUGUUGACUUCGAACUCGCGCAACUCGGGCAUGCCCAGCGGGUUACAAAUCACAAUCUGUUUCCGAAAGGUGAAACCACGGAGGCGCUGUCCGACGAACCGCACGAGCAGGACGUCGAAGGAAACGACGAUGCAGAAGAAACCUUCCGUGGCACCUCUUUGAAAGCUUUGGUGCACCGAACCUCGGAGGCCAGCCCAAAGCGUCGCAGCGCCGAAUCGUGCGGCGAUCGGGCGGCGGCUAUCCCCAAGCUUCACGCCGAAGAUGGCGACAGGCCUCCGCGAGACGGCGGGAGCAGCGAAAACGCAAACGCGCCCCACCCUGGGUUGUGGUCGACACGCAUUCAGGAUUUCCCGAGGCAAGCCGAGGCAAUUUUUCGGAAACGGCGGAGCAACGCCAUGGUGAAGGACUCACACGGCGGUGAGAACCCUUUGGAGCUGACGUUACCGGGGAUGCACAUGCCUCCGCCCGAGCCGGCGGUUCCCGACCUGCCUCUGCAAGGCGGAUGUGGGAUCGCGAACUGGAACUCUCUGCUCGCUAACCGAGGACCUGUAUUGUGAUUUACGUGAACCAUGAAAUGUCUGUGUACUGUCUUCCUCUUUCUUUGCGGUUCUUUCAUCUAUUCAUUGCAUGAGAACAACAUAGAAAGCGGUCUCUCAAAUGGAUGUGCAGGUAUCACUCGAAGAGCCGGGCGUGGCCGCGCACCCUCGGGAGGAGUUGGAGGCGCGACCGUCGCAGGUGCAGGCACCGAACAUUGCGCAGGUGUCCGAAAUGCGGCCCAAUGUUGUGGACGACAAAGUUGCGCGCGCGAUGAUGCGGGUUCGAAAGGGGCGGCUCCCGGAAUCGUUCUUCGAGUCCAACUAUCAAAUGUAAAAAUGUCUGGGUCUGGAAACUUGUGAUGCUGAGUGGCGUAGCAUGAGGGGGCCACAAGUGCUGGCUCAGCAUGACAAAUUUCUGAGCUUGUAGGUGUUGCCUGUUCUGCAUGACAAACUGCGUCUCCGCAUGACAGAAAAAUGCGGCUCUUGGGCAACGUGCAGGACAGAUUUUAGAGUCAUGCCAGACAAGCAUGACAAACAUGCAUUCUUCCAGACCCAGACAUUUUUACAUUUGAUACCAACCGAUUGCGCAAUCGAGUCUCGCACGAGCAGCUGGUAGAAGCGCACGAUCGUUCAGCAGCCGGGGAGCACUUUUCUGCCGCGAGCGACAACAUGGGAGGAAAAGUAGACAUUGCCCCAACGCAAGCGUUGCAUUCCAUUUCGAGUGACAGUCCCUUGGCCCGAUUGCGCGGCGGAACGAGGUCGAACAAAUCGUCGCCCCGGAGGCAGCAAGAGAGCCCUAGUACUCUCGGAAUCGGAUUCCGAUUCGCGACGAACACAUCGCCCGGCCGCCCCGAGGAACCUGUCCCACCUCGGGUGCAGCAGGCUGACGAAGAAAAUGCGGCGGAAGUAGUAAAUCGCUCCAACGUCACCCGGCCGGUUUUUGCAGCCUUCUCCACGACCUCCCCGUCCGCAAAUGCUGCAGCGGUUGGACAGGGUCUUCAGCGGGUUUCGCUAAGUGCGCGGAAACGCUCCGGACAAACACCGACCAGUCCCAGGUCGCGAUACGUGUUUCAUUACGACUCCCCCUCGGACAUGCACAGCUCGGUGCGGAAUGAGAAAGCAGCGGGAGUUGCAGCAACCGCAAGCGUGAGCGAUAGCAGAACGGUGUCGCAUUCUAGGCGGCCAGCCAGCAAAGAAGUAUAACAAUGGUUUUUAAGGAUGGUGUCUCUUGUUCCGUGCGCUCACAAAAAAUUAAAAUAUGGGUAAACAUGAUUUAGACCACGACACUGAUUUACUGAUUUUGUUGCACAGAACUACGCCGCCGAGCUGUCCGAAGUGCCUUUGAGUGAGAUUGAGUCGGAGCUCGACCGUAUGCGAAGCAACCUUGAGGAGUCCAUCCGCCGGUCACCACCGCGGUCGACGCGUCGUGUGGUCGAUGUACAGCAGGAGGAAUUACGGCGGGCAAUUCAGAUUGCGGUAAAAAAAGACGAACUGGACCUGUUGCUGCAAAACUUUGCGAAAAACAAGGAGGUAUUCGAGAAGGUUUGCGAGCUCGUCGCGCACGAAUUGGCCGACGGAGGAAAUAAACCGUCGACGUAAGUAGAAUCCUCCAUAAGAAAUGGUGGUCCCGCUCCCAUAAACUCUAUGUAGUUCUUUACAUUCGUUCCAGCUACAGUGAUCUACAAAGACUUCACUUUUAUUUUCAUUUUACAUCGCAACAUAAGAAAUUGAAAUGGUGUUUGAUUGCAACAUGACCUCACAAAGAAAAACGAAGACCCUUCACACAUGAGUGUGCGACGUUGUUUUCUUCGGCACAGAUUGAUAGGAAGUAUCCAUUGUAAUUUCACAUUCGUGCUGUAUGCAUUUGACUUUAGCUUUACUGGUCAGUGUGCCAUGUAAGUUAGUACAGUAUUCUGUAUAAUGUUUAUGAUUGGUUUUUGUGUAGUGAAUAAGAAAUUACUUUCAUCAUGUCGCGAACAAAUCGAAAAGAGAGCAUUUGGUGCGGAU
Molecule: messenger RNA, 5665 nt
Organism: Amoebophrya sp. A120
Lineage: Eukaryota; Dinophyceae; Syndiniales; Amoebophryaceae
Source: the annotation of a GenBank genome assembly